GGGAUGAAGUAAAAGGUAAGGAGAAAAAGAAUGGCACGAACUAUGAUCAAACGAAGAGUGGAGAGCGACCAGGUGAAAGAAAGAACGAAAGUAUCACUGGUAACAAUGAAAGACAAGCAAGGACGGGUUCAACGAUACUGCGAGAUGAAGAGACGGACCGUGCUGAUGAAUUGGCGAUGGAGAUGAACAAAGAAGAAGGAAAAGAAGGUAGGCAUACGCCUGAAGAUCUACCAAAACGUGAAGAAACUGAGGAGAGACACAUUGAUGAUGAGAAACGGAGGAUCGAUGAAGGAUCUAGAGGAAAAGUAGAUAAGAGCACGGGUAGAGAAGAAUAUAGCGAUAGAUCGAGGGAAAGAACAAGUGUGCGAGGGGAUGAUAAAUUGAAACAAGGAAUAACCACGAAUGCGACUGAGCAGGAAGACAAGGAAAUGAAACAGGAAAUAAAUGAGGCAUUGGGCUAUAAUGCAAACAAAGGGUUGAAUAAUGAAAUGAGCCAAAGAGCAAGCGAGGAGUUGAAUGGUAACGUACAUGGAGAAGUGAAUGAUGAAGUAAACAAAAGAACGCGCGAUAAAAUGAAUGAACCGGAUGAAGCACCCUACGACCCACGUGUUGAAUUAUCGAAUAAUGCGAGUAGGACGCCUAAGAACAGAACCGAGUUAUUGAAUGAAAGAAAUGACCGGAUAGAGCAACCAAUGGAUGUAAGAAGAUCAAGUAGUAGUUCAGAGCAGUCUUUAAGAACCGUAAACAAAGCUUUUGGCACAGUGAACGAGCCAAGGGGUUUGUCAAAUGGCCACAACAGCGCACUCAAAACCAAAGAGUUAAGAGAAAACAGUUGGGAGCAUAAAAGCGAUGAGGAGCACACAAACGAGAUGAACGCGAGUGAGAUGGGCAGAGAGGGCAUUGUGCUGAAGAAUGGCACGGCGUGUGUUGGAAACAGUAAUGUGGAGGUAUCACGCAGUGUGCAUAGCAGUGGCGAGACAAGCGAAAUAAGAUUGGCUGGUGGAGAGGGCUCCGACAUGGCACAGCUCACACGGCAGGUAAAACAUGACGAGAGUGACAAGAGCAUUACGCUCGACGAGCUGUCAAAAGCGGGCAUUGCACUGCCCGAGGACGUGGGCCCGAACGAUAUGCUCAAUCUCAUCAAAUUCCUGUUUACCAACACAACACUUCAGGAGAAAAAGAACAACGUUCAUGCGCUGCAUAUUUUGUUAAUGCUGAGCAUAAACAGCGAUAUUUUUGAGGAGGGUCGGCUGAACGAGGUUGUGCGCAUUCUGCUCGAUCUGAUAAAUUUUCAGGAGGCACUGAUGUAUGCGGUGAACUAUAGCAAUCUGCUCGUGAGCACGCCUGCACCUGGUGAGGACAGCACGGGUGAGAUGGAGCACAACAGUUCAGGCCAAUCGAUAGAUACGUGUGCAUCGAACGUUGAAGCGGUAGAUGCAAUGAUUGAGAGCAAACUCGACAAUUUCUACUUCAGCAACGGCAAGCCCGUAAAGUACAUAGCGCUCGAGCGCAUUAACCUUACCAAUGACACCCUGCUCAUCGUUGUGAAGCACUUCAACCCGUUCCACCACGAGUUCUGGAUGAGCUAUGUUGAGCAGAAGGAUCUGAGAGAGGUGUUCUUUAUACUUAGACACGUUCUUAAAAGCAGCGCGCUUGAAAGAUGCAAGCGUACCCUUUUUGUACGUCUUUUCUACGGCUACGAUGAGAAGCUCUUCAUGGCGUACGAGCUCAUUUACGAGAGAGGAUUUGAGGAAUUGCUGAUUGAGGAGGUGCAGAUGAAUAAGAGCAGGAGGAUUGAUUAUGACCGGGAUGUGGUUGAGGAAGAAGUUGUUGGGGAGGGGAACGAAACGGAAGGAAAUAUUGGGAAAGGUAUGGAGAGAAACUUUAGAAGUGGGAUUGGGGGAAGUGUUGGUGGAGACAUUGAAAAUGAGGUGCAGGGAGAGAAGAGGAGAAAUAUUGGUGACCGUACCGGUAGAGACAUUGAAAAUGAAAAACGAACCGGUGAUGAAAAACGGUACGGCGAAGAUAAAACAAACCAAUCGAGCGGUAUCAGCCGCAAAGAAAAUGACAAGAGUACCGUGAUUGUGGACCAAAGGAACAAGCACGGCAAUAAAUGCGAGCAGAUCUGCCUCAAAAUACUUAAAUACUCCUUCAACGUGCUUAACACCUUUACGUUCUACAAAACACUCAACAUUAUCAGCAACCGCCCGAUCAUUCCGUUCUUCAGUUCGCUGAGCUCAUCAGCACUGUUCAACAAAAUAAUCGAUGACCGCAACAUCGUACUGAUGCACAAAAUGCUGCAGUACAACCACAAAUUCGUAAAGCAUCUGAGACGGGGCGUAAAUCUGUUCGAUGUGAUAUUCAAUGCGCGUGCCGUACGUACGUACGCCCAGCUGCCCAAGACCAGUGAGGAGUACGUGCUCGUGAUCAGCAUUGUUAAGUACCUGCUCAGGUUAAAUUUGGUGCCAUCGAUCAAUUACAGCGCAAUUUACGCACGAGCACCGCUCUCUUUCUUCUAUGACACGUUGGAGUUGGUUGAGCAUGUCUUGGCGGACAAGAACGCGUAUCCGUUCUUCUUGGAGAGCGUGCCAAGAAACAACAUCGUGUUCAAGAUCAAGAACAGGGAAUUUCUGAAGGAUUUUUAUUUGACCGUGGUUAAUGAGUACUAUGGGGUGUGUGUUGAUUGCUUGCGGGUGGAUGGAGCUGUUGGAGAUGCGAGUAGGACAUGGUGUGACGGUACGGCUGGUGUUAAGGACGGGAACGGCAGAGAGAACAAUAAAGGAGAUGAGAAUGGCAGAGAUGAUGGCAAUACGGUUGGUAUCAAGAAUAGGAACGAAACAGGCAGUAACAGGGUGACACGCACGGUGGAACAGAUUGAUUUGGUGUUCCUGCUGGAUGUCAUAAAACGGGUGAACAAGCGCAAACAUGAGUUUGAUAUGGGGACAAUCACGGAAAGGGUGCUUUUCAUUCUAUCGGUGGUAUACCGGAGACACGGUGCCUACAGCACCAACAAAGAAAUAAUUGUGGACACGAUCUACGAUCUAAGGGAUGAGGAAGAGCUGCCUGAGAAGGACAGCUUUACGUUCCAAACGGUGAUGAACAGCAUAUUAGACAUAAUAAUAGGAGAGAGCACGUUCAUCAACGCGUACAUAAAGUACUUCAGCACGCGCCUGCCGCUCAACGAGAAGCUGAACAGGCGCAUCUUCCUGUUGGUGCUGCAGAGCAACAAAUACGCGUACUUAAACAGGGUGUUCGCACCGAACGGUCCUGUGCUGAAGAACGCGGUUGACCUGUCCAAGCUGAUAGACAUCGGUACCAUCACAGAAACAGAAAAACUAGCGAUAAACAACGUGUUUCUGGAGCGGCUGAAAAUAAGCGGGACAUCGUACUUCAACCUGUUCUUCAACGAUUACAUCGCCAACCAGAAGAAAAUCGAAAAUGUGUCCCAUCUUUACUUCCUGAUGAGCAACAUGAACAAAAAGGCGAGCACUCACCGACUUAUUGAGAUGUGCCUGCAGUACCUGUGCAAGGCGGUGCAGAGCAAGAAAAAGAUUGGAAGCAAUCUGAUGAGGGUGUGCUUGAGGGGCUGUGGAGUGCCUUUGAGCGAUAGGAGCAGGGGCUACGUGUGCUCGAUCGCGUAUUUCCUUAUCAAACGAGAGCAGGAGGUUAAUUUGGAGGUGGAGGGGUACAACGAGCGGUAUGAGCACGUCAUGCUUGUGCACCAGGGUGGCGAUAGGGGCAGAAAAGAAGCUAUGAGCAAAAAUGAGAGUCGCGAGAAUGACAACUCAAGGGGUGCAUCCAGCAUACGAAACGAUUGCACAUCGUGCAACAGCGGCCAGAGCAUCGGUCUAGACACGCUCAUCUACCACAACAUAGGCAUCAAGGAGUACUUCGAGUACUUUCUCGAAUCUGCAACGUUCUUUAAGGGCACAAAGUGCUCGCUCAUCAAAAAGAGCAUUUUAUUGCAGCAAAUCGAUGCUGACCGCAUACAAGAGCUGUUCUCACGCCUUAACUCCAAUUUCUUCACCGGCAAGGAAGCAGAUUCGCUGAACAAGGCAUCCGUUCUCAAACGAAUAUCGUUUUUCAUUCUUUCGCUCGAUUUUGAGGCAUUUUCAGCACACCUCCCAGCCAUAAUUCCGAUAAUCAACGAGCUCAUCGAGUAUCCCAAGCCGGUAAAACGCGAAAUAUACAACCUGAUAAGCGUGAUAUUCAUCAAAUUCCACCACAACAAUCUGAGCGCGCUCUUCCCGAUCUACUUUUCCGAGAUAGAGAACGACAGCUUGCUAGAAAGCAUACGCAGCCUGGAAAUGCUCAUGCUCAUAGGUUCUAAGGAGACCGUUGAGUUUAGGUGGUACAUUUCGUGCACCAAGGAUGAUAACACGUUGUUCAAGAGGAUGCUAAAUGAGUUGUACAGGGGAACGGAGGUGCGGCCGUAUCUUGAUCGGCUGCCUGCUACGAGGAUGCCGUUGUUGAUGAACGAUAAGAAAGCAUUUCUGAGCCGUGCUGAGAGUUAUUAUGAGAUGCUUGAUGAGAGUGUGUGGAGUAUUGAUGAGGGACUGCUGAGCAGUCGGAUGAUUGAAUGGUAUGUUGGGGGUGUAUAGAGCUGGGAAUAUGACAUGGCAUAGAACAAGGCGUAGAUAUUGAAAUGGUAUGGAACAGGGCGUAGGUAUUGAAAUGGUAUGGAACAGGGUGUAAAAUGUGGUUCAAGGGUGUGGAGUGGACAUGGCAUAGAAUAGGAUGUAGGUAUUGACAUGGCAUAGAAUAGGGCGUGGGGUGGACAUGCAGUUGUGUAAAUACGACGUGCUCGCAGAGCCAUACAAACUCGUUCUAGCAAUAGAGCGUUAUAAAUGCGGUGUAUCAUUUUUAAUAAUUCGGUUGUGCUGCUAUGGAGCACUCGUUAAAACUAUGACCGGUAUAAAACCGUGUGAUGAUGAUGCACCAUCUACAACGAUAAAAUAUCGUAAACGGAGCGUUACAUCGUACGCUCACUGCUCGUGAA
Molecule: messenger RNA, 4999 nt
Organism: Vavraia culicis subsp. floridensis
Lineage: Eukaryota; Fungi; Microsporidia; Pleistophoridae
Exons: 1
Biological process (GO): Golgi to endosome transport
Cellular component (GO): endosome; trans-Golgi network
Source: RefSeq, a predicted model, not a curated record